AAGCCGGCAGAAGCCUUAUUUAUUGUGUAAAAAGUUACCAAACCCUGAACUAAAGCUUGUGUUUAUACUUGAACCGCUACUAUUCUUGGUGUCGUAGUUUAUCUUAGUUCAAUUGUAAUUUAUUGGCAAAAAGCCCAGAACAAGAAAAACAUGAAGACAUUCGCAGUAGCAGUUUUAUUGAUUUGCCUCAUCGGCAUUGAUGCUGCGUUUGGUGAAGUUGCUGUGAGGACAGUUAGGGUUCGCAGGGACAAGCGCCCGUCGAAUAGGAAUAAUAGGUUCUCUCAAAGACGGGUAGUGAGUUUCCGUAGCGGACGUCAAUUGGAAGGAGAUUUGGUUGUUGAGCCCGUAAGCCUGAACGGCAAUGGUAACGGUAAUGGAAAUGGCAUCGGUGCUGGCUACAGCACCAAUGGCUACAGCAACGCGCAGCCUAGUGCUUCCUAUGGACCACCGAAGCAAAACGGAAAUGGCCUCAACGGCAACGGGGGUUUGAAUGGAAAUGGAAACGGUUUUACCAACGGCAACGGCAAUGGACUUGCUAACGGCAACGGAAACGGUUUCUCCAAUGGCAAUGGCAAUGGGUACACCAACGGCAACGGUAAUGGAUUCACCAACGGCAACGGGAAUGGCAACGGAAUCGUAAUUAACGGUAAUGGCAAUGGCAACGGAAACGGGAACGGAGCAGUGAUUGAGGAAGAAGUCAUCAUCGAUGAUGGUUCCAGUGCGGCUGGUUCUCAGCAAGACAUGAGCCCGAUCCGAGGAACUGCGGGAGUUGAUUAUCCAGUUUUCGCCUCCGUUCCUGACACCGGAUUCGACUGCAAAAGCCAAGCUUUCCCCGGUCUUUAUGCUGACCCUGGAGCUCAAUGCCAAGUUUUCUGGAUUUGCCAAGCUGAUGGCCGAGCUGACUCCUUCCUGUGCCCGAACGGUACCAUCUUCAACCAGCAAUACUUCGUCUGCGACUGGUGGUACAAUGUUGACUGCGAUUCCAGCACGAACCUGUAUUCUCUCAACGAAUUCAUCUACGAGGGACCUCAAGGCGGCUCAGGUGCACAAGCCACGACUGUUGCUCCGUUGACUAACGGCAACGGAUACUCCAACGGCAACGGGAAUGGAUACUCCAACGGCUACUCAAAUGGCUUGUCGACCAACGGGAACGGAAACGGAAACGGCAAGACGUACUUCUACGCCAGCGACUUGCAGCAGCAACAGCAGCCGGUUGCAGCAGUGGCGACCACAGGCGCCGCCGCAGAAGCUGCUCGGGCCAGUCGUCAACGAUCCUUCGGCAACCAACAGCGAGGCCGCAGCUCUGGGAACCGCCGCGUGUCCGCCGUGCGAAAGGUUGCUCGCGCGGGUCGCCGCCUCGUGUCCAACAGCAACAGCCGCCUCAAUAACAGGAACAACAACAACAACCGUAACCAGAACAACCGCAACAACCAGAGGAGCGACAAGCGCCCGUCAAAUACGAAUAAUAGGUUCUCUCAAAGACGGGUAGUUAGUUUCCGUAGCGGACGUCAAUUGGAAGGAGAUUUGGUUGUCAAGCCCGUAAGCCUGAACAGCAAUGGUAACGGUAAUGGAAAUGGAAUUGGUGCUGGCUACAGCAACGCGCAGCCUAGUGCUUCCUAUGGACUACGGAAGCAAAACGGAAAUGGACUCAAUGGCAACGGUCGAAUAGUUCGGGUUGUUGCGAUCAUGUCCAUCAGUGACACGGAGGUCAGCAGCUGUGUAACUUCUUCAUAUAGUCCAAAUGCAAGGGCAAUUGCUGCAUGCUCGUUGGACUCUGUUGGUCACAAUGCAAGUAUUCGCUCCAGCCCAUCGGUUCUUUCGAAUAUUUCUGCUGGAGAUGCAGUGUCGAGCACUAAUUUGUCCUUCGAUGUGGAUCCUUUGGCGCAAAAGUUCCAUCUAACUCGUGGCGGGAUUGCGGAAACAGUCCUCAAUGCUGGAUCAAACAAGCGGGUCAUACAGGGAAUUACCGCCGAUUGGGCUGAUCGCGCCCUAGUGAGUGAGGUAGCUGGCACCAUGGAUUUAUUCGCUCUCAUUGCGUCUCUCUGCGGCGUUCUUGACAAGGAUCUUUGCGAGCCUUUGCUCUGGAAGCAAGACGUCCAGCCUAUGGCCGAAAUGUGCUUCAAAAUAAUUGAAGAACGUCUUCAUGGAUAUUCUUACGCUUGUGCAAUAUUUGUUGGUGAUGCGAGAGUAGAUGCAACGAGAUCUUUGAACCCAAUUGCACUAUUUUUCUCGGAACUUGUGAAGAGUCACUCAAAAACACUGUUGCAAAUCGGAGCUGGUGCUCAGGAGGGUGCCAUUUUUACCGCACUUGGACUCCUUCUGAUGAAGAUGGGGUCUUCAACCAUUGUUGCCGUUCGCAGCUUGUCGUUGAUCAUCGCGUCAUCAAUCAUUCUUGCCAUGGCUGCGUUGGAGCAUCACCUUUCCAAUAAAAAGUACUCCCGCAAAAUGCGCAAUGAUGAAGCCGUGUCUUCGACUCUGCCCGACGAACUAAGUGACAAAAUUGUUGUGGAGCAUCUCAACAGGGCGAUCAAGUAUUUCAUGAAAUCGAUUCUUGCAAAACGCUUGAUAGAUUCCGUGUGCACUUUGCGAUCACAAGCCUUGGAAACAGUUGAUUCUUGCUUGAAGUUCAAUAUCAAGCAUGCGACUCCAAACUUGUUGGCGUAUCUCCUCAACGGACUUUUUGCCGGAAAAUCGGUCAAGAAUGGAAGGCUUGCUAUUUCGAUCCUCAAAGUCAUCAUGCAGCAAAACUCAAGCAUUUUGUUGAACCCAACUGCAGUCCAUAUCUUCAAGCAAUACUUCCCGCAUUUCAUGACAACGGAACUGAAGCAACAUUUUCUCGAGAUUUCUCUGAUUGCGCAUGUAUUUUACGAAUCUGCGAGCGACAAAGAGCUGGGAACUGUGUUGAGGGCAUUGCUUAAGAACGCGAGCACUGCUGAUGCCGAGAGAGACCGAGCUGUUGGACUUCUUGUAUUGAAGCUGACAAAACUUGAUUCGUGUUCUGAGGUUGACUUUCCAGAGAAUUUUCUAAAAAUCCUACGUUUUUGUGAGAUAUCCGAGGAGGAUUUGCCAUCAGUGUCAAUAAUGAUUCUACAAUUGAUGACUUUGCAUCGGAGGAAAUACGUGGCGGAUUACGGUGCUAUGUUUGAAAAAUUUGCACUGGCUGUUAACACAGUGACCUUGAAGAAGGAUUUGGUUCAUAAAAUAGCGGUUCUCUUUGAAGCCUCUGUCUUCAUUCGUAUGGGAGGAACAGUUUUGAAGAAGACGUCAAAGACGGAUAAUUGUUCCAAGCUAAAAAGGAAUGUGAAGCAUUUAAUGGAAUCGGAGCAAGAAGUUGAAUACCUAGUUAUUCCUAAACUAGGAAAGGCUCACGACAGGCAGCAACUGGUCAAAUUUUACAAUGAGCAAAUUUUUCCGAUCUUACGAAGACACGGUGUUGACUUUCCUCGCGAGAGUGACAUCUUCUUGCAUACUUUGACGAUCAAGAACGUUAUUCUUGCAGAAGAUUGGAUCGAGUCAGAUUCAGAAACUGCGGAAUUCGUGCCUCUGAUAGAAUUGCUUGAAAAUUUGAUCGAGUUCAUGCUGCAUCGAUUUGCUGUCACCGAGGCAAACGUCUUCAAGAUUGAAGAAAACGCCCCUGCUGAAGCAUUGCUAAGUUGGAUGAUCUCCCUUUCUUCGGAGCAUUUCGCGCAAACAAAAAUUACGCUUGCUUCAUUCUACGUUGACCCACCACCUGCAGACUUGGAAGGAACUGACCUACAAGAGAAUGAGAUUCCCAUGCUCAGCAUAUAUGCUAAGUUUGCGCAGAGCUCAAGACUGGCUAUGAAAUGCUGCUCUACCUUGACAACAUCACUGCUUGUGCCCUACACAGGAUUCGUCACUGUUCUCACAAAUGUGCUGGAACGUGCUGUGGACCAGCUAUCUCAGGAAGAUGCUCAGAAUGAUGAGAUCGUAUGCAGGGAAGAUGAGAUUGUGGUUACAGCAAGUAAAAUAUGGUGGUUUUGCAAAGAUUUCAUUCUGCAAGCUGAGGAUUACUGCAAAACCAACGCAACGAGUCCGGAUUUUAACCAAGAAGCAAAGACUUUUAUUCAAAAUGGGAUUGGAAAGUGUUUCUUGAAUAUGCUGAAAGCGUUUCCACUUCUGAUGCUGGAAUCUCCGGGCGCAAGUCCAGGUGACAUUUCAAGAAGAGGUAAAUUAAUUUUGGAGCGUCGGCGUUUCAUGCGUCAGAAGUUUGAUGACUUCCUAUUGUCUGGAACGCUUCGAGACGAACUGGGCGCGAAAGCUCUUGAAUACUGGAUGACUUUAGUAAGGAACCUGUGUAUGGAAAAGUCCGACCUGGUUCUGAUUUACUCCCGGCUGGAAUGGCUGAAACGACGACCCCCCGUGAUGGAGGUGCUGCUUGACGAGCUGCAGCAGUUUGCCGUGGAAGCAGCCGCCAAUGAAUCCUUGCAAGCAAUGCAUUUGGAAGCUGUUGUUGACUCAGUGUGGAAUCGUUACGAUUAUUUUUACGAUCGUCAGCCGGAAGAUAGAAUCUUGGACGAGGUUCUUCUCGGCGGCAAUAGUGGCGGAAGAGGGGCUAUUCCGCAUAAAUUCCUGGAUUACGUGAGUUAUUUGCUUGGAGCGAAGGGCCCACUGACAGAUUUGACGUCAUUGAUUCGGCACAUUUUACACUACAUGCUGAUUUCUUCCACCGCAAAAAAGCUCCAAAUGGGAUCCGGAGAUCAGUUGAACGCAUUCGCGGUAUUGUCAAUUUUCACUGUGCUGAAGAAAGACACUGGGAACAUCCAACCGGCGCACGCCGAACAAUUAGUUGCUGCAAUCGACGCAUUUUUCCCGUUACUGAGUUCUUCAGAAGUGACGUCUGAAGGGUAUUUCCAAGUCUUUAAUAAAACUCUCCGCCCGUAUAAAGAGGAUUUAAUAUUGAGAAAGGAGAAAUCUUCUUCGAAAUCCCCGCGGAGCAGACCUGCUUUAUUUCAGGGUGUUGAAGAUGCACCACAGGAGAGAGAACACCAUCAAGUUUCGUCGCCAGCCAUCUCUCACAGCAGCAAUAUCGGAGAGAGCAGUUCCAAAAAACCAUGUUUUCAAGUAUCAGAAUCUUUGUCGAGCAUUUCCUUUCAUGUUUCAUCAUCACCGGAAGUAUCAGGCAGAGAAGAAAUGCUGUGUGAAGGAGAUGAAACCGCUGUGCGAAAUGAAGAUGCUUCGAGUGGAAAUUGGCGCCGUGUGGAAGACUUAUCUUUCUGAUCCUGCGAGCAAGUUUUUUUUACGGUUUAUUUGCUGGACUACAAUUCAGAUGGCUUUUUUUGUAGGAACGAGAUGAGAUCUGAAAAAUGUAUGAAUUCAACGUGACUCUCGGCAAAAGUUUGGUGGUAAACUUUUCACAAACCUGUUUCUGGUUACAGUACUGAGGGGCUACUAAUUUAAAUUCUUACAGUGUGUGGCAAAAUUUUAAUUCCUAGGCGUCCUCGGACUUGAUGGAUGGUUUGCGCACCUUAUUUCUUUCUUUAUUUGCUCCAUUUGUGGAAGAGGAACGAAGGCAUCUUCAAAACAGUGUAGUAAAUUCGCGUUGGUUGGUCGUAAUGUGAAAAAAUUCGAAAAUUCCAAGUACUGUCAAUUCCCGAUAUGUUGCCGAGCGAGGAAGCGACAUCUACAUGUCAGUUUGUAGGUAUGAGCGCAUCGUCAAUAUGUUCCGUUUCGAAGUCCGUUCAAUUCUCCCACGAAGGUUCGAGCAAGUUGCUUUGUCUGAACCUUCCGUCUUUCCCUCCCGGGAGCCGCUGCAGACUGACGGACAAGUUUGUUUUGUUUCUCGUCGUGACACCUGCGUGUGACGAACGCCGGUGGUGAUCGGAACUCCCGGCAGUUCAGUCGUGGGCGAGACUUGCCAUCUAACGUUUUUGUCGCUUGUUCCAAUUGCUUUUUACGGUGUCGUUGUCGUACCGCGGUGUACUGUGAUGAUGAGAGCUUGUUGAAAUUUCCGUGUGUACACGAUUUAUCGCGUGUCGUUCAUACCAGGAUGCUUAAGUUUGGUGUUUCGUUAUGUAGUUUUUCUGAUACUGAGGAUGUUCAGCUGAAAUUCUGCAUGGAAUCUUGGUCAUUUCGUUACCGACUAGUUCGUGUUCGUGAAAUCUAUGGAAGGAGCGACAAUUAAAUAUCGGAGCUCAAGA
This is a messenger RNA of Notodromas monacha, 6158 nucleotides long. NCBI's taxonomy places the organism in Eukaryota, Metazoa, Arthropoda, Ostracoda, Podocopida, Cyprididae. The record is from the annotation of a GenBank genome assembly.